Molecule: messenger RNA, 1535 nt
Organism: Carya illinoinensis
Lineage: Eukaryota; Viridiplantae; Streptophyta; Magnoliopsida; Fagales; Juglandaceae
Product: serine/arginine-rich SC35-like splicing factor SCL30
Exons: 7
Coding region: 664-1263 (199 amino acids)
Molecular function (GO): RNA binding
Source: RefSeq, a predicted model, not a curated record
GCUUGGGCUAUGGUAGGCGAAAGGAACAGAACCAUGGAAGCCUUUUGGUCCGCAAUAUUCCACUGGAUUGUAGACCAGAAGAAAUUCGGGUUCCAUUUGAGAGAUUCGGAUUUGUUAGGGAUGUGUAUAUCCCCAAGGACUACUACUCGGGGUGAGCUUUUACCUUUAGAGAAUUGAAAAGGGGGUAUAUUGGUUUGAACUUUGAAGUUAAAACAAGCCCAAGCCCCACUUUUGAAGACCUACUGUUUAUCAUUGUGUAACAUCUUGGUCUCCAAGACUGUUGAGUAAUGAAGAAUGUUCCUCUAUGAAGAGAAAUUAUGUAAUUACACAUUCAAUAGAAGUUUGAUGUGGAAGAUUUAUUCUUCACCAAUUGAAGAGUACCUGAAAGGAUUUUUAAGUUUGUGGGAACGUUGAUUUCAAGUGCAUCCUAUAAUUACAAGAAUGUGGAGAAUUUUCAAGUCACUUGCCUCUUUUGAAGUUGACUUUCAUACUUGCACUUAAAAGAAAAGGACAGCACUAAGCUUGGAUUCUAGCUUCUUUAAGUAAAUUCAGCAUGCACUUAUCUGGAAGUGCUUUGGAGGUGAUAUUUAGAUGUAUAAAUCAGUGCUCUCGUACAAUCAGUGUUUGCUCAGAUUGUAUAGUACCUGAAAGGUAUACCAAAUAAUGACGUUAUGGUGGUAUCAUACUGUGCUAAUUUUGACAAGUCAGUGCUCUCAUGCAAUCAGUGUUUGCUCAGGUUUAAUCUUAACAUCAAAUGAAGCUCUGCUCUGUCUUCUUUCUAGGCAACCUCGAGGAUUUGCAUUUGUACAGUUUGUGGAUCCUUAUGAGGCCUCAGAGGCUCAAUAUCAUAUGAAUGGGAAAAUUUUUGCUGGGAGAGAGAUAUCUGUGGUUGUUGCUGCCGAAACAAGGAAAAGGCCAGAAGAGAUGCGUCAUAGGGCUAGGGUUAGAGAACCUUCGGGCUAUGGGGGACGACGGUCAUCUUAUUAUGAACAUUCUCGGUCUCGUUCACUAUCCCGUUCACGCUCCCCUCACCAUCCGUCAGGUUCUAAACAUCGAUAUCGCUCAAGGUCCUACUCACCUGCACCAAGACGAAGGGGGGACUAUUCAGUUUCCCCAAGUAGAAGGCAAGCAGACCACCCUAAAUCAUCAGGAGGUCCUCGAAGAGAGCAAAAUGCUGAUCACGGCAGGUCUUGCUCUCCAGGUUAUGCUAAUGCUGCUGAUCAAAAUGAAAACCGCAACGGGUAUUGCGAGAAAUCAACAUAGAGGGUGAGGAAGCAAGAGGUCACUGGAAGUCAUCGAGCGGUAGAGCCUCGAGAUCGCCCUUUGGAUCCAGGUCUAGAUGAAGAAAAGACAAAUGAAUUUUGAUUUCAUCUUCAGGCUUUGUGUGCAACUGUAGGAACGAUCAUGUCUAAAGAAAAAAUUUCGCGUUGCUUGUUAGAACCCAUAGAACUCUUGAUGGUUUGAUUUCAACUGUAUAAAAAAACUCAACCCAGAUGCGAGAGAUGUUCAUGAUGAUUUCCAAUCCUUUAUUGUUC